AUAACCUCCUCGUACUCCAGAAGCCUUGCGCCCGUGCAUAGAUGGAGCAGAGUUAAACGAGGCAGCAGCAGGAGCAUUUUCAUAUUUCCCUUCAUGUGCGUUCUUCUCUGCGCCUUCAGCCAACUAACAGUUGCCAGGGAAGUGAUUCAGGAGGUGACAGUGUGCUGGUGCGAGAUUGAGCACAGGAAUGUGAGCGGACCAGUAAAGAUGACCCUGUUGGCGGGUGAUGGCUCCGACUAUGACUACAGUGCCCUGAGCUGUGCCUCUGACACCUCCCUCAACCCACCUCCCAUACAAGAGGAGGAGGCUCGAAAGGGGGCUUUCUACAAGAGGGCGCAGCGUGCUCCUGAGCUCGGUGCCAUCCAUGACGACUCCUCACUCUCCAGCGCCCGCAAACUCCACGCCAUCAUCAAUGUGGGCGGCCUGCGUUACCAGCUGCCUUGGACCACCUUAGAAGACUUCCCCCUGUCUCGUCUGGGCCAGCUGCACCUCUGCAGCAGCUUUGAUGAGAUCAUGCGUAUCUGUGAUGACUAUGAUGUUACACACAAUGAGUUCUUCUUCGACCGCAGCCCCUGUGCCUUCCGGACCAUCCUGACCUUCCUGCGGGCAGGUAAGCUGCGGUCGCUCAGGGAGAUGUGCGCCCUCUCCUUCAGGGAGGAGCUGCUCUACUGGGGGGUCCCCGAGGAGAACCUGGAGUGGUGCUGUCGCCGGCGUCUGCUGCAGCGCGUGGAGGAGUUUGAAGCAAUGGAAAGGGCAGAGGAGGAGGAGGAACUCAUGGAGGAUCUGUUGGAUACAGACAGCGGCGACAGGGAGCAUGAGGACGAGUCCAGAGUCAGCCGAUGCAUGAGCAAGCUAAGAGACAUGGUGGAGAGGCCUCACUCCGGCCUCCCAGGGAAGAUCUUUGCUUGUUUGUCAGUGUUGUUUGUCACCAUCACUGCCAUCAACCUAUCCAUCAGCACCAUGCCUGCCAUGAGGGAGGAGGAGGAGGCGGGUACGUGCUCCCAGAUGUGCUACAACAUCUUCAUUGUGGAGACGGUGUGCGUGGCCUGGUUCUCCCUGGAGUUCACCCUGCGCUUCAUUCAGGAUCGCAGCAAGCUGACCUUCCUCAGACAGCCCCUGAACCUGAUCGAUGUGGUGGCCAUCUUGCCCUACUACAUCACCCUGCUGGUAGACAGCACCUCCAAAGGGGAGAAGCGGCCGGGCUCUGGCAGCAGCUACUUGGACAAAGUGGGCUUGGUGCUGCGCGUCCUGAGAGCCCUGCGCAUCCUCUACGUGAUGCGACUAGCUCGCCAUUCGCUGGGCCUGCAGACUCUGGGCUUGACUGCACGCCGCUGCACACGAGAGUUUGGACUGCUCCUCCUGUUCCUGUGCGUGGCCAUCGCACUGUAUUCCCCCUUGCUGUAUUUGAUUGAGAACGAAAUGGCCACCACCCAGGAGUUCACCAGCAUCCCUGCUACUUACUGGUGGGCUGUCAUCACCAUGACGACAGUGGGCUAUGGGGACAUGGUGCCGAGGAGCAUCCCGGGGCAGGUGGUGGCUCUCAGCAGCAUCCUGAGCGGGAUCCUUCUCAUGGCCUUCCCCGUCACCUCCAUCUUCCACACCUUCUCUCGCUCCUACGUGGAGCUGAAGCAGGAGCAGCAGAGGCUGCUGCAGAGGAGGACACACUUCCUGCUGCGCAGCCGCAUGGCCGGCCUGGGCAGCAACCUCUCCUUAGAGAGCGACAUGCUCUUCCCCAUAGGGUCAUCUGACACCAGAGACAUGGACGACUGAGGCUGUUGGACAGGAGUGGACAGUAAAGACUGGGGGGAGGACAGAAAGAGAAGAAGAGUGAGGGUACAAAAGAGAAGGAAAAUGUGACGAGGAGAGGGAGAAAAAAGCUGACAAGGAAAGAAUCUGUGAAGAGUCAGUAGGGUGCAAAAGUCUGAGACCACUUUUCAGACUUUUGGACCCUACUGUACAUAAAACAAGUUACAGGAGAGAAAAGGGAUUUAUUUUUCUUCCCAGAAAUGCAGCCUUGCUGUGUAGCAGUGUUCUUUUGAUUUGACAUGAAGAAUCCACAGAGGAGAAAAAGAGGAUGAUGAGAAAUAACAUACAUUUUUUUUUUAUAAAAUAAAAAUGAAUUUUCUUCUUUUCAUGGUCACAAAAUAUCAAAUAUAUAUGUCAUAUUUACAAAAUUAGAACUAUAAUUCUCAUACUAAUCAUAACUAUAAUACUCAUAAUAACCUCAUUAAAACAAUGCUCUAUGUUAUAAUAGUCAUAUAUUGGGAUACAUUGUAAUUCAGAUGUGAAAUAUAUGAACUGACACGAGAAAUAACUCUGGAGCACAAACACGGCGUCCUCAUGAUCCAACAACAUAGUGCUGUUUCUCACCUCUGAUUAGAUGUUGUCAUGGAUUUGUUGAUGUUGUGUAUCUCCUGGGAGUUAAGCAGCGUCUCUUGAUGGAAGACGCACUCUGCUUUUGUUAAGUCCCAACGGUUAAAUGGAAUUUCUUUCUAAGCUAAAAUGUGACCCUUAGUCCACUGAGUAUUUUCUAAAUAACUGCGAAAGCUCUUAAAACUCCCCCCUCUCUGGCACCGCCAGCAUCCACAUAUUAAUUAUGACGCGUUAAUUGUCCUUCUUCAACUCUUUGAGGUGGUUCCAUAUGCAGUUUUUAAAUACUUUUGGACAUUUUGCAUUAUUGUGCUUGUAAUUACUGCAGUUGCUGUGCAUAGCUGUUUAUAAUUUAUUUCUCUCUUUAAAGUGGAUUUAAACUGAAAUCUGUCUGUUGUGCAAAUCAUUGUUUCAUUGUCGCUUCUGAUUUUAACUUUUCACUUUAUUAUCCCAGAGGGAAAAUGGUUUGCAGUGUCAGCACAAUUGAACAAUACCAGGGACAGACAGCAUAUAUGGCGUCAUACCACACCACCAGAAAGAAAAUAAUACAGCAAUAAACAACACACAACACCACACAGCAUCACCCUGCAGUGUUUAUACGAGCAGAGGGACAUAAGUGCACUUACUGCUGUUCUGCUGCUUCCAAACAUCUGGAUGCUGCUUAAUUUGUACAAUGUGAACAUAAAAUUAAGCAUUUUAUUAUCAAUU
Molecule: messenger RNA, 3078 nt
Organism: Seriola aureovittata
Lineage: Eukaryota; Metazoa; Chordata; Actinopteri; Carangiformes; Carangidae
Gene: kcng1
Product: potassium voltage-gated channel, subfamily G, member 1
Exons: 3
Coding region: 94-1770 (558 amino acids)
Biological process (GO): potassium ion transmembrane transport; protein homooligomerization; regulation of delayed rectifier potassium channel activity
Cellular component (GO): voltage-gated potassium channel complex; membrane
Molecular function (GO): delayed rectifier potassium channel activity
Source: RefSeq, a predicted model, not a curated record